Messenger RNA from Epinephelus fuscoguttatus (brown-marbled grouper), 5956 nucleotides. RefSeq names its product BCL2 like 12 (gene bcl2l12). The transcript is spliced from 11 exons. The record is from RefSeq and is a predicted model, not a curated record. Lineage: Eukaryota; Metazoa; Chordata; Actinopteri; Perciformes; Serranidae. Gene Ontology annotation, biological process: regulation of apoptotic process. Bases 4474 to 5538 code for a protein of 354 amino acids.
GUGAAAACAAAGAUAACAAAGGCAGUAAUUUCUUAUGCUACCCCAACCAAUACCACCAAUACUUCCCAUUGAUCACAAAAAAGUAACCAACUAAGCAGACCAAUCAUAUGAGACAAGACAUCCUAAGGAAAGGUUUUGAGCAGCCCUGAUUGAAAGAGAGAGGAAACCAACCAAACCAAUGUCGUGCCAAGACGUAAAGCACAGAUCAACAAUGCUGAGAGGAGAGGAGACAGCCGAGGUCAGGAAGAAGGUAGUGACAGCCCAUCAGUCUGGGGAAAGCUACAAGACCAUCUCCAAAAGAUUCCAGCUCCAUCCAUCCACUGUAAGACAAAUCAUUUACAAAUGGAGAGCACUCAGCAUGACUGCAACUCUGUCCAGAAGUGGACAGCCAUCAAAACUUUCACCAAGAAGCACCAAAAAAAUAAUACUUCAGGUAAAGGCCAACCCACACAUCGCCUCCAGAGAGUUUCAGACCUCUCUGGCAGCAUCUGAGAUAAAUGUCCAUGCAUCAACAAACAGGUGAAAGAUGAAUAGACAGUGGGAGAGUUGCUAGAGGGAAGCCUCUGCUCUCAAGAAAGAAUAAGGUUUUAAACUUUGCCAGAGAGCACUUGGACAAACCAGAGGCCUUCUGGAAGUCCAUUCUUUGGACAGAUGAGUCCAAUAUUGAAUUAUUUGGCCACAAUCACAGGCGCCAUGUUUGGAGAAAAGUCAACACUGCAUAUCAACAAUAGAACUUCCUCCCAGCAGUGAAGCAUGGUGGUGGAAAUGUGAAGGUCUUGGUCUGCUUUUCUGCCUCCAGACCUGGACGACUCCAUAUUAUCCAGGGAACCAUGAUUUCCCAGGCCUAUUAAGAAAUUCUCGACCAGAAUCUCCGUCAGUCAGGGAGUUGAAGCUGGGACAGAAAUGGAUUAUGCAACAAGACAAUGACCCAAAGCAUUCCAGCAAAGCUACCAAAGAAUGGCUUAAGAGAAAGAAGAUUAGCACUCUGGAUAGGCCUAGUCAAAAGUGCAACACACACCGCCGCCAUACGCCACGCGUCAAAACGCCACGCGUCAAAACGCCUGCCUCCAUUAUAUUCUAUGAACAAACCCACACCGGCGCCGGCCGAUGUGCCGCGCCGCUCUGCUUCAGCCCACUGUUCUAUUUCCAGCGCGGCCAGCGCUGCGAGAAAAGCCUUAUAUGUACGUUUCGGCCGCCGUAGUAUCAACUUUUUCAUAUUUUUGAUAAGACGAUUUUGAUAAGAAACUGACCCAUGAAAACCAAGUUGUUGUUGCCUCAAAGUUUUUCCUCUUCUUCUUCCGUUACUAGCAGUUGGCAACCAUUGGCAACUAGUGUAGGUACAGCCACCUAGCGGGCUGGGGUGGGAAAUACACUUUAGUUUUGAUGGUGCCGCGAUGUGUGUUGGGGGGUGGCACUUGAUGGCCACAGCGCCGCGCUGGCGGCAGUGUGUGUUGCACUAAGGUCUGGACCUCAAUCCCAUAGAAAUGUUGUGGCAAGAUCUGAAGUAGGGGUGAGUCUGUGUACAUGUUUGAGAUCAUAAACGGUUAUGAAAAAUUAGUACACAAAUUUUUUUUUUUUUAGGGGGGAGGGGGGUGAUACUAAUUGUUGACUAACUGUGAUAGACUGUGAAUAUGACAAGAAAUGGUGUGAGACCGGGUUUGGCAACAGGUCAGUAGCCUACGUGCUCCGUUCUAUUAAAACGGCGCGUUCGUUAAGGGCGUUGUUCGCCAGUGGGCUACAAUGAGUACUGGGCCAUCAAAUCACAGUAUCUGCGGUGAGAGGACAUGGAAUUGUUUGCGCUUUUACACACGGGUCAGUGGUGAAGCGGCGCACAUGACUUGUACUACGGACGGACGGACGAGCCAUGUAUCUCAGUGCCGCUUAAAAACAGGUAAUACAUCUGGCUACAUCUUUCCCACAUGAAAUAUCUGUGAUCACCUAGACCCACGUGCGUAAAAGCGCACAUGAACUCACCCUAAUCUGAAGUGGGUGGUACAUUCCAGAUGUCCCUACAACCUCUCUCAACUGGCUGAGUUCUGUAAAUUAUGUAAUGGACAUAAAUUACAGAAAGCCUGUUAAGCAUUUUAAUAAAUUAUAUUCAAAUAUAUAUAUAUUUUUUUAAAGAUUAUUUUUCUGGGCUUUUUGCCUUUAAUUGACAGGACAGUGUGUGAAAUGGGGAGACAGAGAGAGAAUGGGGACUGACACGCUGCAGCAAAGGGUCACAGGCCGAACUCGAACCCACGACUGCUGCAGCGAGGCAGUGCCUCUGUACGUGGGGCGCUGGCACCAUCCACUACGCUACCGACGCCCCAUAUUCAAAUAGUUUUAUUGAUUUUCAUAGCAAAUACUCACAGUGGUACUCAAUACCCCAAAAUAAGAUACACCAGAAAAAUAAAAUAAGACAGAAAAAUAAAAUAACUGUAUACAUGAAAUAAAUAUACAAACACAUACACGUAGCACACACACAUAUAUAUAUACCUGCAUAUACAGAGAUUCACAUAUACACAAAGGGGGUGGGGGGGUUACACUUAGGCUACACUAUAUUGAGGGAAGGGAAUUCUUCCUUGAAAUAGGAUAGAAAUGGUUGCCAGACUUUAUAAUAUUUAUGGGUAGUGCCUCGGGCAGUAUAUUUAAGCUGUUAAAGUUUAAGAUGGGACAUCACCUCCUCCACCCAAUGCCUAUGAGAAGGAGGUGUAACCUUCUUCCAACUAAAACCUAGUUCACAUUACACAAUUUUCACUGCGAUUUUGACGUCGCUGAGGAUCUUGAGAGCCACCUUGGGUCAGAGGUGAGUCAGCAGAUAGUCUGCCACGACAAGUCCUCAUGUGUGAACAAGCCUACGAGCAAGUCGCCCCCUCGUCUGAGACUGGGACUGGCUAUCUGGCAUGCUAGAAAACUGGAGAGGUGUGACGCGACUGACAAAGAGCAUCAGCCAAUGAGAGGCGGGAUACGUCCCACAUCAGCGCACAGGAGGAUGGAAUAAAUGUGAGGAGGACAAGCCGGCAAGCAACAACAACAACGAUGGCAGCGUCCACAGGAGCAGGUAGAGUGUGUAGUGUUUGGACCCAGGCCCUGGAGACACAUCUAAUUCAACUCUGGGAGGAAUAUCCAUGCCUUUACAACGUGUCGUCUCCAAGUUACCACGACCGUCUGGAGAAAGAAAAGGCAUGGAGGGCGAUUGCAGACUGGCUGCAGGUACCAGGUGAGCAUAGCGCUUUUGGUUACUACAAGCUUUUGCAACAGUGGAUAGGUACUAGCUAUGCAAAAUAAAAACAUGACACUAUAAAUGCCAACAAUUCCGAUCAGUUUUAGAAGUUAACAAUGAACACACUGUUUUAUGGCUUUUGGUGCUUUGACUCGUGGAAAUUUUGUGUAAUAUCACCUGUCUAAACACAUCUUUUGAUAAAUGAGGAUACCUUCAGUGAUUACAGUUUGUUUUGUUCAACGUUGCUGUUGUAUUACAUUGCGUCGUCAGGUAUGGUAUGCAUUCACGUUCCUCUCUGAAUUUUGGUUCACAGUUGAAGAAGUAAAGACAAGGGUGGCAAGCCCGCGCACACAGUUCUACCGGCUUAUCAAGCCAAGACCAACUGGGAGUGGGACCAAGCCCUUAACUUCAAGGCAGAGGUGGCUUCUGGCGGCUCUGGGUUUUAUUAAAAAAGCACAUUGUCCAUUGUGCUUGUGAGACGACUUUGAAUUUACCAUGUGAUGAGGCGUCUUCGAACCUGGACCUGACAGAAACCCCAAAUUCAUCUCCACCGGCACUGUCUGCGUGUACUACAUUCUCAUCCCCAUCUCGCCCCGCUACACCAGAUGAAGGCGCUCCUCUUGCAGCUCCCUCAAGAGGAAGGAAACGCAGGAGGGUGGAUGACAUUGAGACUCAAAAACUUGACGUCCUGAAGCAAAUGGCGACUCUAUACACAGGAAGAUCCAGCCACUUUGCAUCAUUUGGGAACCAAGUGGCUGUGGAACUGGAACUGAUCAAUGACCCAGCAACAGUUUCCAGGUUAAAAAAGACAUAGGCUGUGUCCGAAAUCAUUCACUACUCCCUAAAUAGUGCACUAAAUAGUGUGUUCGCCAUUUUGUAGUGCUGUCCGAAUGUUGAGUGUAAAUUAAUAUACCCUAUAUGGUGGACUCAUAGUAUCCCACAAUGCAGCGCAAAAAGUAGUGUACAACCAAUGGUCACUAACCAAACAAUAUGUACCAUGAUGCAUUGCGGUGGCGCCAGUAGCAGAUGGCAGACAUGGCGGACAGUGAGGAGGAGCACCCAGUGCAGCAGGGAAAUACAUACAAAUGGACUGAUGAUGUGACCAAAUUAAUUCGCCUGAGGAGAGAGAGGGACCACCUCUUCUCAGGCAAAAGGUUUGCCGAGGCAGCCGGAUCGAAAGCUGUACUGAAAGAGAUGGGCUUGGCUGGGAUGGUGAGCCCUGCCCGAGCAGCAAAGAAGUGGGAGAAUCUCGAGAAGACGUACAAGUUAUGACAGAGUCUAUAGGCCGCUCUUCCUCCAUCUCCUCCAUCUCCUCCAUCUCUCUGAGAGAGAUCAGAGCUGAGACACAUCUAGUCCUUCAAGCUUUCCUCCAUCGGACUGUUUCCCUCCCCCUGACAGACAGGCCUGGGACUGUAGGAGGGGCCUACAGAGAUCAUAACAAGUACAGUGCUAGCUCCAAGCCACAACCCAAAGCAAAGGAUGGGUGGGAUUCUCAAGCUGAAGAAUGCAAUUCAGCAGAUGAGAAGAACUCUGGAUUCAAGGACUUCAUAAAGCAGCUGCCUCGAUACAACAGCUCACGCCGCUCACUGGACAGGGACAACAAGACAAAACCGUCACACCUCAGAGACCAAAUAGAAGAUGAUGUCGUAUCCCCCUCCUCUACAUCAGAAGACGAGGACAGCGAGAAGAAACAGCAGAAGAAGCUGAGCCGAAAGAAGUUUAAGAAAAAGCUCUCCAAGAUCUUCAAGUUAAAGUUAGAGAAAGAGAAGGACAAAGAGAGGCCUGGAUCUCCUCCUCAGAGACCUACCACACUGUCAAUCGCCAAAGAACCAGAACCGACCCCGACCCUUGUCUCUCCCAACCAUCCUCCAGAGUUCUAUGAUGAAGUAGCAGAGAAACUGGAAAAGAUUGCCCAGAGGUCCACCAGUGUAAAGAAACUGAGCCCCACACUAGCGAGUGAGAAAGACGCAGUGGUGCAACAGCUUGCUCAGGUGCUGUCUUUGGAGGGAGAUUCUAUCAACACUAAGAUCCAGUCAGACCCCUUUCUACGCUCCAGCUUGACUCGUCUUUCCUAUGCAUCGUUUGCCAAGCUUCUAGACACUUUCAGCAGUAUUCAGGUAUCUGGGGCUCCAACCCUGCCGCCAACGGCUAGUCCAACACUAAGACGCAUGGCUGUCACCAUGGAGGUAUCACGGAGGAUAGUGACAGCCACAGGCACCCAGCGCAUGCAAGGCUAUGCACAGUGCUACAUGGAGACAUUUGCUCCCUGGGUCAAGAGCCAUGGAGGAUGGGAGAAUGUGGUACAUUUGGAGGACCCUGCAGAGUACGACUGACUUCUCACAGCUCUCAGGUGUCUUUUUAUUCCAAAUAAUCACUGGCCAACACUGAGCUCUGGAUGGUGUCAUCAAAGUGAAGAGAGGCAGAUGGACAAGAUUUCUCACAGAGUCUCAUCUGGACUGUGACAAGAUUCCAAAAACUUCUUUGAUUGAUGUUAAUCUGGGAUUUAGGCAUCAGAAAGUUACUGUUUUUACACGGUCAGAAGAAGGAGCUAUGUAUAGAUACUUUUAUGAAGGAUUUGUCAGUCAGUUUGAAAGUGAUAGCAAGCUGUAAUGGUGUUUUGACUUGGUUAAUGGGUGGUUUACAUUUGGAUCAAACAAUCAUUUUAUUCUCUGACUUUGCUCAAUGAGAUAAUCCCAUUGUUAAAGCUGCAGUUUCCGUUAUCUCAGGUCCCUCUAAAAAAACUUUUACUUA